Molecule: messenger RNA, 336 nt
Organism: Wallemia mellicola CBS 633.66
Lineage: Eukaryota; Fungi; Basidiomycota; Wallemiomycetes; Wallemiales; Wallemiaceae
Product: DUF1754-domain-containing protein
Exons: 1
Coding region: 1-336 (111 amino acids)
Cellular component (GO): nucleolus
Source: RefSeq, a predicted model, not a curated record
AUGGAUGCUUACUCUUAUAAACCAUCAAAAGGCUUGAAAUUUAAAGGCGAUAAUGCUCAAAUUAAGAAGAAAAAGAAAUCAAAGAGUGCGACUACUUCAAAAGAAGAUAUCGUCGGUUCUACCAGUACGACUAGCCCACCACCUAUCAGCACUCCCGGAUUAGUGGACACCCGCACAGAAUCUGAGAAGAAAUUUGAUAAAGUGCAGCGACAGAGGCUCAAAUAUAAAGUAAAAGAUGAAGCAAAGUUAAGUCAUAAAGAGAAAGUAGAUCAAUUCAACAAAAAGCUCGAUAGUCUAACUGAACAUAACGAUUUGCCGAAGAUUGGCCCAGGCUGA